Umbelopsis ramanniana AG is the source of this 1071-nucleotide messenger RNA. RefSeq lists its product as uncharacterized. Gene Ontology annotation, cellular component: Golgi apparatus; membrane. The transcript has 3 exons. Gene Ontology annotation, molecular function: alpha-1,2-mannosyltransferase activity. Gene Ontology annotation, biological process: protein N-linked glycosylation; cell wall mannoprotein biosynthetic process. Lineage: Eukaryota; Fungi; Mucoromycota; Umbelopsidomycetes; Umbelopsidales; Umbelopsidaceae. The record is from RefSeq and is a predicted model, not a curated record. Bases 1 to 1071 code for a protein of 356 amino acids.
AUGUACUUUGUCUACCAUUCAGUGUACAAUGUGAACAAGGCAGCCUUGGACAAUGACCAGGAGGCAUCAUCAAGUCAACCAUGGCAAUACACAGCACCAACGACGUUGCGUCAACCCAACCCCAACCUCAACGCUGCCAUGGUUACCUUCGUUCGUGGAGACCGUGGUACUAUGCAAAAGCUACGACAUACCAUGCGAAACAUUGAGGAUUCAUUCAACGAACAUCACGGUUACCCCUACAUCAUAUUCACUGAUGAAGAUCUAAGCACGGAAUUCAAAGAGCUUGUCAGCUCUUCAACCAAGGGAGACGUUAUUUUUGAGAAGGUUGGAAAGGACUAUUACGGAUAUCCAAAGGGCAUCGAUAAGAAGAAGGCUGCUCAGGCUCGAGUUGACCUCAAGGAUGUUAUGUUUGGAGACAGUGAAGAUUACCGCUUCAACUCUCGUUUCUUGGCAGGAACCAUCUUUAGACAUCCUGCUCUCAAGAACAUGGACUACUAUUGGCGCAUCGAAGCAGGCACUGAAUACGUCUGCCCUAUUGCCUUUGAUCCUUUCCAAUACAUGAAAGACCACAACAAAAAGGUAUCCUUCUCAAUGGCUCUUUACGAAUACCACGAAACCUUGCCCACAUUGUGGAACACGGUGAAGGAAUUUGCAGACGAACAUCCUGAAUGGGUUGUUGAUAAAACGGAAGGGUCAGGCUCUUUAUGGGGAUUUGUAACCGAUGGAAACACUGGCGAUUUCAAUCGUUGUCACUUCUGGAGUAACUUCCAGAUUGCCGAUCUUUCGUUUUUCCGCGGCGAGCAGUACCAAGCAUACUUCAACUAUCUUGACCAAUCUGGUGGUUUCUUUUACGAACGUUGGGGUGACCCUGUAGUGCAUACACUUGCUAUGGUUCUGUUCUUGAAGAAAGACGAGAUCCAUCACUGGGACGACAUUGGCUAUAGUGUUGCCAACUUCUUUAUUCAUUGUCCCAACGACAAAUCCCUCUGGUCACAAUGUACUUGUCGGCCAGAAAAGAAUUUCGCUUAUAAUCCCUACAGUUGCUUCCCAUGGUUUGAGCGCGCCACAUAA